CUUCACUCUUACGCGCAUCACUACAUUGACGCAUGCGCCACAAUUCAAUUGCAAUCAGCUGUCAGAAAGAACAUAAUCACGUAAAAAACAAAAUUAUUUGUGUCUUUAGAUAAUUCCCGUCAAUAUGGCGGGUCAAAAUCCGGGUUCGCCGACUGACUUUCAGUACUUUUACGAGGAUGAAGUGUAUAAAAUCAACAAUCACGGCCAAGUGAUCUUCGGUCUGGUGCUCGAGAACUAUGAAGCCAACUCCAGCGACCAAGAAAGCGAUAUGGAGACACCCAUUCAAAAAGGCGAAAUUCGUGUUGUGUGGCACCCGUCAGGCACCGAACGUGUCAUAUCAGAGAAAUCGGUUGGUCUGGCCGAUCGCUCCCUGAUGCCGGGCGACGUGGUCCGCCGCCUUAUCGCCGGCAAGGACACGCAACGUGGCUACUGUCGCGACAUCGUGAUGACAGCCGCGCUUCAAGUCGUGGGAACUAAACACGUCAUCCCAAGUGUGGCUAGUGAGCGUCUACAGCCGCUUGAGGAGUUCACACCCGACCUGGCUGUUUGUCUCGACUCGUGGGUCGGAACUUCUAAGUCAGUGAACAGCAAACUCCGUCUGGUAUCAGCAGACGGGUCCCGGCUCGAAUACCAAGACUUAGAGAACUGUCCCCUGGAAGACUACUCUUUGCGUCGUCGACGCUCCACGCCUUACUCUUCCUCGGAGUUCUACCCCGGGCAGGUGGUCUACGGGCCGCUGGGAGCGCUCGACAGCGCCAACUGGCUCCACAUGACGAAGGAGAUGAAGGCUGCGAGGAAACAUAAGAUGCACGAUCAUAAGUUCACUGUGGAAGCCGUGGUCACGGAGAGCGUUGGCGUCCACUGGCAGUGCCGCGCGUUGUCCAAGGAAACCAAAGAGGCAGCGCCACAGCAACCCAAGUACCUUGUGGAAGCUGAUGAGCUGAAGAACUUAAAACUGCUGAAUGUGUUCGAGCCGUGCACGCUGCAGGUCGGCGACCGGAACUUCCUCACUAUUGGUGCCGAAGACACUUUCGUCAGCAAACAGCAAUGGCGGAAACAGCAAAGUAAAUUCUACAGGAGCAUUCGCAAGCAAACCCGACCCAGCAAGAAGCAGAAUUCGGAGCAUGUGCCCUCGCGGCCGAAGAAGCGCGCAUCUGCACAUCGCAAACUCAAGUCCGUCGAUAACGAAAUGGAGGUGGACCCUUCAGAGAACACUCUAGAAUCUCUAGACGAGGCGCUGAAGGUGGACUCGAACUGCCCCAGCAUCAAGAUCGAGCCGAGCGCAGACGUGUCUCUGCCUAUCGUCAGCAGUCAGGAAGACACUGUUACUGAGGAGAAAAACGACUCUGGGAUUAGCGGGCUAAGUAAAUCGCACAUCCACAGUCCCGAGCCGAACAAGGAGAACAGCGAGCUGCUGAACGGCGACAGCAAGUCGGAGCUCGGGCUCAACGACGACGACUCGGACAACUGGGAGAAUACUAGCAGCGAUGGCAGUGACACCGAUAGCGGCGCGACAUGGUCGUCCCGCUGCUCGUCGGCGGCGUCGACGCGCGGCAAGCGGUCGCCGCAGCUGGCCGUGCGGCUGCUGCGCGGCAAGCGGCUCAAGCGCGCCGUGCGCCGCGCCCCGCCCGCGCCGCCGCCCCGCGUCGGCGACCGCGUCGUCGUCGAGACGCUGCACACCACCAGCCGCGCCAACGUCGUGUGGCAGGAUGGCACCAUAGAGAUGGGGAUCCCAUCGACCCAGUUGUACCCAAUCCACCAUCUGGACGGGCAGGAGUGCUUCCCGGGAGACUUUGUUGUGAGCGGCGCAGCCAACACUGAGGAGAACCAACAUCUGAAACACAGAGAAUAUGGCGUAGUGCAGCGAGUCGAUCACCACGGACGCACCGCCAUCGUGCACUGGUACCGCACCUACACCAGCGCCGACGAGCCUGUUCCUCAAAUGCUGCACGAGAGCGAGAUGAGCGUGUACGACCUGAAGGACCACCCCGAUUUCCAGUACAGACCGGGGACAGUCGUCAUACGAGUGGCCAACUUUACCGGCGAAGACUCAACUUGCACCGCGGGACAGGUGAUCGACAAUUUCCCGUCCGGGCGCGUGAAGGUGUGGUGGGUGGACGGCCACUUGAGCAUGUGCUGGCCGCAAGACCUCUACAAGGUGGGCGAGUACGACUCUGAAGAGGGUGAACUGUGGGGCUCGGACGGAUCUGGGUCGGAGGACUCUUGGGAGACGCAGAGCUCCGCGCACGACGCCGAGCCGCGCACGCCGCUGGCGCCCGUCCCGGACAUGACUAUGCGCCGUGAUAUGUUCGAGAACGUGGCUGCGAUCAAGCUCGGCGAGACGACCGUGACCAGCCCAGCAGUCCCCCGUCUCCUGGAGCCUCGGGUAGCGGCGCACAUCGAGCGCGGCAGGGUCGCCAUGCGCCGCCUCGAGGAGAUGUUCGCUAAACACCCUACUUUGCAAAGCCAGGAGAUCAUGCGCAAGUUACUGAAUCUGUACAAAGAUUGCAGAUUUCUGGAUCGUUUGAUGGGCACAUCUUUCUUCCACGAAGAUCAUUUUCUGGGUCUCCUCGAGCGCGUCCGCGAGCGCGGCGCGAGCACGCCGCGCUCGGGCGAGCGGCGCGUGCACGAGCAGCUGGCGCGGCUGUUCGCGCCCGCCGAGCCCGCCGACGACGAGCGCCCGCCCGACGAGCGCGCCAUCAUCACCGCCAACGUCUGCGUCGAAGCCAUGGAGGUGGAAAACACGACAUCUAAGAAGCAGCCGGAACUGUCCAUGGAGACCAUCUCCCUCCAGCCCUCGGGAUCUGACGCCGGUACUGAUGAUGACAUAACGGUCAUAGCGGACACCCCGGCCGUGGAGCCCUCGGAUGUGGACGGCACGACUCGCAACGUGUGCUACAAACUCUGCUCCCUCAUCCACUCGCAGCUCGUGAAGGCGCACAAGGAAGUCAGCCGGAGAAGGCCCCAAGAAUUGGCCGAAUUUCUAAACGGCUUAAUGGAAAAGCAAAACGUGAAUGAAGAGAAGUUACCCUACCACUUUACAGUUCAAUACGGCGCGCUGGUGGUGAGCAUGGCGGACCAGGAGGCGGCCGGCGAGAGCGAGACCGGACAGGCCAAGGAGCCCGCGCCGGUGCAGGCCACGGAGAGCGUCCCAGCGACAACGGAGACAGCCCCUCUAGCGACCGCCGAGCCCCUGGACGUGGAGCCGUUGCCGUUGCCCUUGCCCUUGGUCGGCGACACCGAGGCGGCCGAGGGCGGCGAGGGCUUCAGCGUGCUCGACGCCGCGCCCGCGCACCACCGCUUCCGGCUCUCCAUGCUGCAGCCCUCCGAGCCCCGGAGCUUCUACUCGGCCGUCAAGCGCGAGAUCAAGCUGCUGAAGAGCGACCUGCCGCCCGGGGUAUGGGUGCGCGGCUUCGAGGACCGCAUCGACCUCCUAUCCGUGAUGAUCGCUGGCCCGAGCAAGACGCCGUACGAGGGCGGGCUGUUCGUGUUCGACGUGCAGCUCGGCGGCGAGUACCCGCGCGCGCCGCCGCUGUGCCACUACCACUCCUACUGCACCGACCGCCUCAACCCCAACCUGUACGAGGACGGCAAGGUGUGCGUCUCUCUGCUGGGCACAUGGUCAGGACGCGGUGUUGAAGUGUGGGGCAAGGACAGCUCGCUGCUGCAAGUGAUCGUGUCACUACAGGGGCUCAUCCUCAACGCAGAGCCCUACUUCAAUGAGGCCGGCUACGAGAAGCAGAAGGGCACACAGCAGGGCACGGAGAACUCGCGCAUGUACAACGAGAUGGUCCUGCUGAAGCUGGUGCAGUCCAUGACGAAGAUGCUGACCAACCCGCCCGAGCCGUUCCGCGACGAGAUCCUGCAGCACCUGCGCGCGCACGCGGCCUCGCUCUGCCACCGCCUGGAGAGCUGGGUGGACCUGUCCAACGGCGCGGCCGACAUCCCUCCCCCCGACUUCCCCCUGGUGCCCGCCUCCCGCGGCUUCUGCCUCACCUUAAAAUCCUCCCUCGAAUCGUUCCGCGCCGCGCUCCGUCGCAACGACAUCGCUUUAGAGUUAUAGCCCGAGUAACGCACGCCUAGAUAGCGAUUAGUACUUAAAAUGUUAUUUAUACGCGCUCGUACGUGUACGAAAGCAAAAAAAUACGCCGGACGCGCUCGGGCCUCUCAAAUCUAUGUAGUUAUAGUAUUUAUUGUGAUGUACUUUUUCGACUAUAGGAAUAUUUUAGUCCGAACCGGCGGUAGUUGUAUUGUUUAUCUCGUUUUAUUUCACUUUUGAAUGAUAUAAAGAAUCUGCGCGAGGCGUCGCGUUAGUAUUAUGCAUGCCGGCGGCUCCGUCCUUCGUAUUACUGGUCUAAUAUGACGCCACGGGGUCCGUCUCAUUAUUCAAUCAAAUUCUAAAUGAAUGUUCAAUCUUAUGCGAAAUACCUAAAUCAUUGUUAGAUUUAAUAAUUGAUAAAUUAUUAUAAAUGAUUUGUUAAAGUAAUCUAGCUACUUUUCAUGCGUCAUCCUAUAAUGUUACAAUAGAUUAAUGUUUAUUACAAUUUUCUUGCGAGACGACGCUUGUGCUGUUAUAUUAUUGCAGCAUGCUAUAAAUUCGAUAAAGACACGUAUUUUUAGAUUAUUUAAAAUAAACCUCUCGGAAAGCCGAGAGUCGUUGUCGAGUUUUGGCAACUGUCACAACCUGUUAUAAGGAUGGAUGUAUGAAUUUUGUAACUAGUGUAUCUCGGCAAAUGUUAUUUUGUGAACGUGUGAUGUUUCGUGGCGUGUUUAAACUCCUGUUUUUUAUGUAAUUGUAAUUUCUUAUUUUUAUUUUAUAUAGCGAGAAUUAUUAUUUUAAUCAAAA
Molecule: messenger RNA, 4846 nt
Organism: Cydia strobilella
Lineage: Eukaryota; Metazoa; Arthropoda; Insecta; Lepidoptera; Tortricidae
Product: (E3-independent) E2 ubiquitin-conjugating enzyme UBE2O
Exons: 25
Coding region: 125-4063 (1312 amino acids)
Molecular function (GO): ubiquitin conjugating enzyme activity
Source: RefSeq, a predicted model, not a curated record